AUUUCAAAUAUAUUAAGGGGGUACCUUAGGCAGCAAUGGAUUAGUUGAGCGUCUUCCCUGGCUCCUGACAUUUUGAGGUCCGCUCGACACUUUAAACAUGCGUCUAAAUUUUUGGGUUACAUUCUUCUUUUUCUUUAUCGGAUCAGCGUAUUCCAAUUCUGUAUCCAGCAUUUCCAUAGGAAAUGAGCUUUCCAACAUGAGAAUCAUCGGUGGAAUUGACGCUCAAUCUGGUCAAUAUCCAUUUACAGCAAGUUUACUUUCCUCAAGGAGUGCUUGUGUUGGGACCUUAAUUGCUCCUUCCUAUGUCUUGACAGCAGCCCACUGCAUUGCUUUAUAUGCCGCUAAUUCCCCUGAACAAGGGUACAUAGGUGUGUAUCUAAACACAUUGAACGUAACCGGCGGUGGGGCUAACUCUGUAACAAGAGGCGUGUCAGAAUUCAUCGUUCAUGAAAACUUCUCGAUCGUUUCUACCGGUUAUGUUAAUGACGUCGCCAUAAUAGUUUUAACGUCACCUGUAACGACAAUUACACCCGUCCAACUUCCUACACAACAAACAACAACAGCACCACCAAUGACGGAAGCAACAACCCAAAGUCCGAUAACUUCAAUGUCAACUGCAGCUCAAACCACAACAUCACCAACUUCUACAACAACCACAACACCAGCUACUACAACUACCACAACACCAGCUCCUACAACUACCACAACACCAGCUCAAACAACAACACCAAAAACUACAGUUAAAACCACCACCACUCAAUCCACUACAACUAAACCAACUACGAAACCAACCACUACAACCCAAACAACUACGAAACCAACCACUACAACCAAGACUACAACUAAACCAACAACUACAACCAAGACUACAACUAAACCAACCACUACAACCAAGACUACUACGAAACCAACCACUACAACCAAGACUACAACUAAACCAACAACUACAACCAAGACUACAACUAAACCAACCACUACAACCAAGACUACAACUAAACCAACAACUACAACUAAACCAACCACUACAACCAAGACUACUACGAAACCAACCACUACAACCAAGACUACUACGAAACCAACCACUACAACCAAGACUACAACUAAACCCACUACGAAACUAACCACCACAACAACAAAGCCAACCACCACAACAACGAAGACGACCACCAAAACAACAACGAAGCCAACAACUAAAACAACGACGAAGCCAAUCGCCAAAGCAGCCAUAAAAACCCUAGCAAUUGUUAAUAAUACCAACGGCAUAAUUACUGGAUGGGGACUAACAUCGGAUGGAGGAUUCAGUUCAGACACAUUGAAGGUGGCCAAUGUCCAAGUUCUCGGUGAUCAAAUCUGCAGCCAAAAUUGGGGCAGCUUAUUCAACGUUAACUCUAUGCUGUGUGCCGGCGGAACCACUAGCUCCAUCUGCGUGGAUGACGAAGGUGGUCCGAUUCUGGUUAACGGAGUCCAGGUAGGUAUCGCUAGCUUCUUUUCUGGCAGUCUUCAGCAGUGUAAUGAUCCUAACGCUCCUGCCGUGUACACCCGAGUCUCCGCUUACCUGGACUGGAUUGCGAAAACUAUGGCUGGACAUCCUGCUCCACAAUCCGGUUAAAAAAAUAAGACCUGUAACGCAGCAGUCUCUCGGCCUAGCAGGUCUUCAUUUAAAGCAUAUUUUCCAUUCUAUCAAAUAGACUUAUUUAGAUCCUACUUUAAGUUUUUCUUUUGUGUGUCGUGUGAAAAUUACACAUUAUGUGCACGUGAAGUGCGCGAAUACAUUUCUUAGGGGAAGGUAACACA
Molecule: messenger RNA, 1794 nt
Organism: Daphnia pulex (common water flea)
Lineage: Eukaryota; Metazoa; Arthropoda; Branchiopoda; Diplostraca; Daphniidae
Product: mucin-5AC-like
Exons: 8
Coding region: 98-1609 (503 amino acids)
Biological process (GO): proteolysis
Molecular function (GO): serine-type endopeptidase activity
Source: RefSeq, a predicted model, not a curated record